AUGGAUGAUGAGGACAAAGGUUUUGAUAAUUUCUUAAGGAAAAUCAAAUUUGCUAUUUUUGAUGUAUUGGCAAUCUUAGACUAAGGUGAAGAAGAUAGUGAAAGUCUAUUGUUAUUUUAUUUAUAGACUGUGGCAGAUUAUGUUUAGAUUCAUAGUUUUCCGUUCAAUUAAAAAAUCGAUUAUAUUUGGAAAGCAUCUUCCUUUUUAGAAAUAGUUUUUACAGCUUUCAAUAUUUUAAGUAUUGGUAGCUAUUUACCAACAAUCAAUUACCUCACAUUUAUACUGUCAGUAUAUUUUUUGUUACUUAUCAUAUUCCUGAUGGUCCUGGACAUCAUAUAUGUAUCAUAUUCAUUUUCAAGAUAACGAUUUAGAUGGAUGUGGCCUGUACAUGUAUUAAGAUCUGGAGUUUCAAUAGUUGUUACUCUAUUUUUUCUGCCUAUUACUGAAACCUUGAUAUCUCUAAUAACAUGUGAGACUAAUGCAGAUGGAUAAUAUGCUUUAACAUAAUUUCCUACUGUUUUAUGCUGGUCUGGAUGGCAUAUAUUUCAUGCCAUAUUAGCCAGUCUUUUCAAUCUCAUAUUCACUAUUAUUUGUUCUAUUGUUGCUUAUGCCUUCUUUGAACCAAAAAUGAAGACUAAAAAUCGUACAUCCAGGUAAGAUAGUAAUGGUGAAGUAGUCUUCAUCUUAAAUAAAGUCAUCUGUUAAGUAUUAUACUCUUUCUUGGGACCUUAAGAUAGUUGGAUACUCAUUAUUGUCACUUUUUUAUUAUCCUUAUGGUUAUUUAAAGUAUAUAAUAUUGAUGAUCCAUAUUAUGAUUGGGAAGUAGGAUUAUUUUAUAAUGUAAUUUCAACAUAUUAUUUAUGGACAAAUUCUUGGUUAUUGAUAUGUAAGAUAUUGGAAAAUACAUCAUUUAAUGGUGGAUUGAUAGCUUGGUUAUUGGGAAUUCCAUUUAUUGUUUCAAUUAUGGCAUCUUCUAGAAAAUCAAAGAUUGAUAUGUUGAUAAGAUAAUCAAAUAAAUUCAAAUCAGGAGAGGAAAUCAAUAGUCAUAUUAGAUAUGUGCUUUAAUUGAUAUAAAAUUAAGAAAAGGAUAAGAAUUCUUAUAUGUUAUUGAUAGGAUAUAUUGAGAAACAUAAGGAAACAUGUAAUCCAGAUGAAUGUUAAUUGAAGGAGAAGAAUAAUAAAAAGAUAUCAUAGAAUAAUUUUGAAGCUAUAAUAUCUGGUUUAUUGGCAGAAUUAGAUAAAUUAUUUUAAUAGGGUUUAGAGAAAUUCCCAUAAUCAACAUAAUUAAGAAUAUCUUAUGCAUUCUUUUUAAUAGAGAGAUUGAAUAAUAAAAAGAAGGCUCAUUAAUAAUUUUUAGAAGCAUAAAAAUUUGGAAGACCUGCUUUUGAUUAAGAAUUUAUUAUAUACAAAAAUAGUAAAGCUAUGAAUAGUAAUCAAGAAAAGAAAGAACAAAAUAAUGAUGUUAUUAGCAUGAUAGAAUUUGAAAAUAAUAUGACUAUUUGUGAAGAUAUGAUGAAAUUAUCAGCUAAUCUACAUAAAGAAUUUUGGAUUGAAUUAAAAGAAGAUUAACCUGAUUUAAGAAAAUUAAAUGCACUUGGAUAAAGAAUCAAUAAAACUACUAAUAUGAUAAACGAAAGUUAUGUAAAAAUGUAAAAAAUAAAUCCUAAUAUUUUUUAAACAAUAAGAGUAUAUGGUUUAUUUUUAAUAUUUGUUACAAAUGAUAAAUUAAAGGGUAGACAAUUCUUAAGAUUAGCUAAAUAAGUUUAAUAAUCAUUAGCAUAAGUAGAAGAUGAAGAAUCAUUUUCUUUAGAAAACAAUUUAAAACCUGCUAUUAGUGUAAGUAUGAUAAAACAUGGAGUGAUUGUUGGUAUGAAUCAAUUAGUAGUUAAUCAUUUAGGAUAUUCAAAAUAAGAAUUGAUAGGUAAAUCUAUAAAUUAAUUAAUGCCUAAAAUGUAUGGAGAAUAACAUAAUGCUUAUCUUUAAUAAUAUUUAGAAAAUGUUAAAAAUAAUCAUAUUGAUAGUGAUUAUAUCAAUUAUGAUUAAAUUAAUUAUUUUAAACAUAAAAAUGGUUAUAUUGCUCCAAUGAAAUAUAAGGUUAUGUUAAAUCUAGAAUAUUUAUAAUAUUUUGUUACUUUUGAAUCUAAUUUAGAAUAAUAAAAUUUAAUUCAUUUUAUUGUAGAUGAUGAUACAAAGAUAUAUGAAUUAUCAACAGGAGCAAUAAAUAUAUUUGGUUUAGAUAAUAAAGCAGUUUUGAAUAGAGAUAUUAAAUUGAAUGAUUUGAUACCUGAUAUUAUGCAUAAGGAUAAAUAUGAUAUUCAUUUCAGAUCUAAUAUUAAAAAUGAAGAAAGUAAUUUAUUUAAUUAUUUUAGGACUUCAUUAUUUGAGAUGUAGUUUAAAAUUUAUAUAAAUAAGGAUAGCAGCAGAUGUAGAUGAAAAUCAAUAAUAAUAAUAAUAAUAUUAUUAAAUUACUUUUUAAAAUAUUGAUAAGACAGAAGCUAUGUAAUCUAAUAAAAAAAGUAUUAAUCGUUAGAGUAUUGAUAUUCUUAAAUUAAAUCCAACUUUUUAAAUAUAUUCUGCUCAUCAAAGUUCAUCAUUUAUGUAUGCAACUCAAACAAAUUAAUAAAAUUUAGAUACUAAUUUAGUAUAUUCAAUGAUGGCUAAUUUCUAAUAAGGUCCUAGACCAGAAGAAAUUGAAUAAAUUAAUAAUUAUUUGAUAAGAGAAGAGAAAUAAACAAUUACUAUUGAAUAAACUAUUGGAAUAGAUGAUGUAAUAAAAACAAGAAGAUUAAUUAAUGGUUAAAUUGUACCUAUUGAUGAAGAAUUUGAAGAAUAAAUCUUAAAAGAAUUAGAGGAAUAAGAAUAAGAUGAUUCUAUAUUUAAAAAUAGAAAUGAUUUUUAAAUAAAUAAUAGAGAAUAUAAGAAUUUUUCAAAAUAAAAAUAAUAAUCAACAAUUGUAAAUGCUUUAAAUACUAAUCAUAAACAUAAAUAAAUAACAAAACUCAAAUAAUAUACAUUAUUUUAUCUUAUUUAUUUUAUGGGAUUUGCCAUAUAUUAAUUUAGUGAUAAAUAAAGUUUUUAUGAAAUAUAAACUGAAUCUUUAACUACUAUGCAUUAUUGUUAUUAAAUCAAUUUUGAAUUAUUAAGAUUAUUUACAAGAUCAAUUGAUCAUAUUUUAGUAUUAAAAAAUUUUACUAAUUAUACUUCUUAAGAAAUAGUAUUAGAUAUUAAUAAAACAGUUAUUAACUUAAAUGAUAUUACUUUAAAAUCUGUUAAAUAUGAUAUAUUUAAUGAUUUAUUAAUGACUGAUGAAAUAGACUUUAUCACAGUCUAAAGUAAUUGGGUUCCUAUUAUUAGAAAAACAAGAUUUGAUUAAGCUAUUGUAUUAAUGGAAACUUAUGCUUUAAUAUGGAUAUCUAAGAAUUCAUCUACUUUAAAUGAUAUUGAAAUAAUAAAUAUUCUAACUAAUUUUCAUCCUACUAUGACUUAGAAAUUAGUGGAUAUAAAUUCUCUACUUUAUGAAAAUGGAUAUGAUAAAGUUAAAGGAUUAUAAACAUCUUAGAUUAUUUAAAUUAUCUUAACAUUAAUUAUAAGCACAUUCAUUAUUAUUAGAGUAAUCAUAUUCAUGAUAUAAGUUAAAUAAUAAAGAGAAAAUAUAAUGUUUUUAUUUUUGGCUAUACCAGAUUCUCAUUUAAGUAAUUUUUAAAAGAAUUGUGAAUAAUUCUUAAAAUAAUUUGUGAGUAUUAAAGAAUUAAUUGCUUAAACUUAUGAUUUAGAGGCAUCUUCUGAUGAAGAAUAAGAAAAUGAAAUUAAUGAUUAAGUUUAAGAAGCUAAAAAGUAAUAAGAAGAUGAUUUUGGCAAUGAACACAAUAGAAAAUAAGCUUAAAAAUAUAAAAAGGUUCUUUAAAAAUAUUAAAGUAAUAUUUUAAAAGGACAAUUGAAUCUAGUCUUAAGUGUGAUAUUAAUAGGUUGGAUUAUUAUAGGAAAUUCCCUUUUCUAAUUCUUUGAUUUAGUCAAUUAAUAAUCAUUUCUAAAACUAAUAUGGCCCUAAAAUUAUCUAUAUCAACAAUUCACUAUGAAUUAUAUUGAUCAUUUAAAUCUAUAUACACUUAUGCUUUUAAAUAGCAGCAUAGAAGCAAAUGGAGAAAAUAUAAAAGUAACUGCAAAUAAUCAUUUAAGUGUUUUCAAAAAUAAUUAAGAGAAUCUUAGAGAAUUUAGUGUAUAGGUUUUUGAUUAAUUUGAAGAGUUUACUGAUUUAUAUAACACCAUCUAAUAUUUUAUGAUAUGUGAUCCAAUAAAAGAUAUUAUAGGGGAAGAGGAAUACAAUAAAUGUUCUACAUAUAUAAACACUACAAAUCUAUUAGGAAUUAUUGCUAUUGAGCAAUAUAUGUAUUAAUUUUUUGAAAGAAGACAAAGACCAUAUCUAAAUCUAAAAGAGGAAAUUUUAGAUUCUCCUCAAUUAAAUGAGUCACUUCUAUUCGAAAUCAACUAUUGUUUAUUUAAUUAUAUUGGUUAUGCAAUUGAUUACAUGAUUGAAUAGGAAAACAUAAUGAUUGAAAAUGUGUUUCAAUCUUCAGUUAAUUUAUCAUUACUUUUAACUAUUAUCUAUGUAAUAGUUAUGUUUUUCUUCUAUAUUCUUGUAGCUCUACGUUAUUUUAAUUAAAUCAAUAAAGAAGUAAUUAUUAAAUUAAUAUUUUAAGACAAAUUAAACAAUAUAAAUGUUAAAUAUGAUUCCAAUUGAAGUGAUAAAAUAAAAUAAAAAUCUUAGAGAAUUUGUCAUAGGACUAAUAAAAAUGAUGGAUGAACAAUAAUAUAAAUGA
Messenger RNA from Paramecium pentaurelia, 4817 nucleotides. The record is from the annotation of a GenBank genome assembly. Lineage: Eukaryota; Ciliophora; Oligohymenophorea; Peniculida; Parameciidae.